Molecule: messenger RNA, 5936 nt
Organism: Columba livia (rock pigeon)
Lineage: Eukaryota; Metazoa; Chordata; Aves; Columbiformes; Columbidae
Gene: ECHDC1
Product: ethylmalonyl-CoA decarboxylase 1
Exons: 6
Coding region: 267-1169 (300 amino acids)
Biological process (GO): fatty acid beta-oxidation
Cellular component (GO): cytosol
Molecular function (GO): catalytic activity
Source: RefSeq, a predicted model, not a curated record
CGCUUCACCACUGUUGUUCAAGCUGCCGGCCCCAAAUCAGCCUCGGACUCGCAGGGGCUCGAUAGCCUUACUUCGCUUUGCCCCGCGGCUUUCCCGGCAUCCGCUGCUCCCCGCGGCACAGGCCUGGGCCCGGCCCUUCACCGACCUGCAGCCGGGCGCCUUCGGCCCGGCCCGGCGCGGCGGCGGUUCCCGGCGGGGCCGCUUUCCCCGCGGCACCGCCCGCCACUGCCCGACCGGCGACGGGAAGGGGAGCGGUGGGGCCAGAAAUGGCAGCUUCUGUGUGGAAGAACUUACUUCAGACUAUGAAGGAAAGGAUACUACAACAGAGAAGGGCAUCAUUGUAUGUUGGUGCUCAUGGUUAUGAGGAAGAACUGGUAAAGAAGAAACUUCAGCAGUUUCCUGGGGGAUCCAUCAACCUUUCCAAAGGAGACAAUGGCAUUGGAAUACUUAUUUUGAACAAUCCAAAGCUAAUGAAUGCCUUUACAGGCACAAUGAUGCUAGAACUGCAGGAGAGGGUAACCGAGCUGGAAAACUGGAAGGAUGGCAAAGGCCUUAUCAUCUAUGGUGCAGGAAACACCUUUUGCUCAGGGUCUGAUUUGAAUGCUGUUAAAGCAAUGUCCAACUCCCAGGAUGGGAUGAAUAUGUGCAUGUUUAUGCAGAACACCUUAACCAGGCUUAUGAGAUUGCCUUUGAUCAGUGUUGCGCUAGUCCAAGGAAAAGCGAUUGGAGGAGGAGCAGAACUUACCACAGCAUGUGAUUUCAGGUUGAUGGCGCCCGGGAGUGAAAUUCGGUUUGUCCACAAGCACAUGGGUCUGGUGCCGGGCUGGGGAGGAGCUGCCCGGCUGGUGCGCAUGGUCGGCAGCAGGGCCGCCCUCCAGCUGCUGAGCGGGGCUGCCAGGGUGGAUCCCCAAAGAGCUUUGUGCCUUGGGCUCUCAGAGGAGACCUUGUCCUCUUCAGAUGGAACCAAAGCGUUGGAAGAAGCCCAAGUUUGGCUGAGUCAGUACACAGAGGGUCCAGCCAGCGUGAUUCAGGCUGUGAAAAAGGUGGUGACAGUGGGAAGAGAGCUCCCACUGGAAGAUGCCCUAAGGACAGAGAAGGACAUUUUCGGAACUGUAUGGGGUGGGCCUGCCAAUUUGCAGGCAUUGGUUAGAAGGCCAAAACAUAACUGACAGUCAAUGCAUAAGAAAUGUUCUUUACCUUUUUGCAAACAAAGCUUUCACUAAAGCAGGCAUUAAACUGAAACAUUUAAGGACUUGUUCAUUUAAACUGGCAUUAACAUUCCUGUCAUUCACAUUUGGUGUGUAACCACAGAGAAAUCCCCAGAAGAUUCUUUACUGUCCUAAUCACCCACUGAAUGGAGAUUAGUGAAAUUAGUAUGUAAAGGUAAAUACUGUGCUGAGAAUAGAACUAUAAUUCUUUUGGAAUGAGGUUGAAGAUUAUUUUCUUUGGAGUUAAUUUUGUUUUUCUAACUGGUAUGAAAAUGAAUUGCUUGAAAUAUGAGUUUUAUUUAUUUGCAGAACAGGUGCAUCUAAAGCUGCAAAAUAUGAGUUCCCCAACAGGAGACUGGUGUCUUUAAGCAGCUUUGAAGGGAUGAUAACUGGUGAGAUGACAUUUUUUAUUUUUUCAUCUCCAGUCAGUUCUUUGUAUAACUGUUGAGAAAGUAUCCAAGGAUACUUCAGUUUUAAUGAUGUUUUUUUACAGGAGAAGCUCUAACUCUCUGAGGAGCCUAUUUAUAGCCCUCGUUCACUGACACUAAUUCAGGUCUUUAAGUGCAUUUAGGUGUCUUCUGACUGCUUGAGGAACCAACUACCUACAUAUGCAUUUGUACAUUCCCAUAGCCUGAACCUGUGCUGCUGAGCAUGUGCAGAGCUGCUGAUCUGAUUCUUUACAUAGAAUCUAGUUGAAAUCUUGGAAGGCCAUGAUGCAUCGUGUCUGCAGAUGGGAUGUUCGUGACUGACUGGGUGGUCUGAGUACUUCAGCAUUCCAGGAAGACUUGUGUGUGGAUCUGUCUACGUCUUCUUCUGAGGAUUUUUACUGGUAGGGCAUAUUUGGGCUGACCAGAAUCAUACAAUAGUUUGAGUUGGAAGGGACCUUCAAAGAUCAUCAAGUUCAACUCCUAACUGGAAGAUUUGGAACUCUGUCUCCCCUUUAUACCAGUGACUGUGCAAGUAGUUAGGCAAGUGAGUGGAGAGGGUCUUCCCUUUAGAAAUUAUAAACUGACACUGAGUCCCUUCUUUGGCAGAUGAUUCUUAAAAUGAAACAUCUGUGAGAGCAAAACCAAGCAUGUGUCUCCAUCACUGAUAGUUUCCUGUAUUGUUGGUUAGGAUGCACUUGUCUCUAAGUCUAGCAGGGAGUGUGAUCUGAGCCCAGGACCCAAGUACUCCAGGGGAGGAUGUUAAGGAGGAAACUUUGGGCUAUGUGCCACUGACAUCCAUUCUCACUCUGAGCAGGCAUAACUAACUCUAGAUACAUGAAACAAGCUCUCUUACAAGGAAAUUCCUUGGAUGGAAAUCCAUGUUCUGAUUUCUACAGUAUGGCAAGAUUCCCGAGUUUCAGACAGUGAGGUAACUGUACAUAUGUUUGGGGAUCUUGGGACAGAUCAAUGACAGGAUUUAGACCUGUAUUGGCUGUCAAGAUUCUGCAGCUUCCAAGCAGAUGCUCCACUCUGCUGGAGAAGUUUUACUAUCUGGCUUUCACAAUGGGGAGUGUGUACAGCUUGAAGCAACCAAAAGAAAUGCUGAAGAAAGGGAUGUGUUUUGAGCUGGCACCUCAGAGGGGCCUUGGCCCUGUUGAUCCUGCCUGUUUGCCUUCACACCUGAAGCUGCUGCUGGAGGAAGAUUUCAAAUCUCUUUUUUCCCAAAAUAAAGUUCAAUUUUUACUUCCAGGUUAGAGAAGAGACAGGAAUAGGAACAUGGAGAGUGAGCAGUGUUUUGGUUUGUGCCGCUUUCUCCUCUUUGCCCCUUAUUAUCUGAUAGCUCAGUUGUUAGUCCCUGGUGCAGCUGGAUUCUUUCCCCUGCUCUAAAGGACUUCAAACCCAGGGCUCCUGAAGUGUGGAUGUUGUAAUACAGUCAGGCGAUACUUGACUGUUUAGUCAUGAAGAUGUUCUGCUUUUCAUGAAGUUCCUCAAGACUUAGGAGACAUUCCAGACUGCCAACAUCACUGAACCCUCAGAGUUCAUACUUACUCCUGUCCAUACUUACUCAACAUUUUGAAGAAAAACAUGUUGUCGUGAGUCAGAAAAACUGUGGUGAGGGCAACUGAUUAUGUCUUUGCUAGUAACAAGAAUAAAUUUGCCCUUACUAAUACUGUCAUUAUGUUUUAAAAAUGGAUGUGAAAAUUGCUUGGAACCCAAGCAAGACCCUUAAAUCAUGGUGGGUUUGGUUUUUUUUUGUUUACAAGUGCCAAGCUGUAAGGCUUAUUAGUGUAUUCUGUACACCCGGUGAUACAAAUUUUAAAGAGAGGAAGUUGUAGCAGAAAAGCAGAAUCUGUUUUACUUGCAUGUUUUGAACUAGACCCGUGCUGCCAGCAAGUGAAGCUCGGUACGUACACCUCUUGGGGACGUCUUUCCAUUUUGAUCUGUAGACAAUGAGCUUGCUUCUCAUUCCAGCAAAUGCAUUUUCCCAGCCAUCCUCUCCAGUUUGUCUCAAAGGCCAAAGUUUGCUUCUAAGAACAGGACAAAUAAUUAACUAGUACUGAGUAAGACACUUUCAGAAAAGGUUACACAAACUCACUUUGUCCUCUGGUCUGUUGGAAUUACAAACAUACCAAUCAUGGCUACAGGAGAUUCUGAAGAUAAUUGUAGGUGUUUGUUUUGAUUAAGGAUUUUGUGAGCAGCCUAAUACCAUAUUCUCUGGAUUCUUUUCUGUUUUAAAGGCAAGUACAGCCCUUCACAUGAAAAGCAGCCUAACUAAAUUACCAUGAGUGCCUGCAUGAGAGCCCCAGACUGAGAUGAAAUGGAAUCCCAUUCUACCAAUUUCAAACUUUUAUGCUUUAUUUCAUAGAAUACUUAUCAUCUUAAAGCAACAACCAGCAGCUGAUAAGCACUUAUAUUUUCUUUACAGUUAUUAAGGACUACAUGCUUCAUCUGUUUUUGUUCCCCUUCAGAAAUGGCCUAAAAACAAACAAGCACUAAAUGCACAGAAUAAAUUAGAAACCUCAAAAUUGAUACUCCCGGUCUCCAAAUUAAAUGGAGCGCUAAUUUUUUUAUUUCCUGGGGGCUAGUUUGCCAACUCCCUCCUCAGCAAACUAGGUUUCCUAUUAAGUUGUGAAAUGCUUGUCUUGUUCCCUUGCUUCUGUGUACUGGGACAGUCCAAGUGCUUAAUGGGGGUGUGGAUUCUGCACCAAGUGUUUAAAGGUUGGAUAGGGGAGACCACUUCUAGCAAUACAGAUAAUUUAUCAUCUUUGCUGCUGAUGCAGAUUUACUUACCAAAUGGGUAACCUAGGUAAGCAAGGUGUUCUUGCUGAAUGCUUGGUUCACUAUGUGAUUUAUUUUUUUUUUACCAUAGCAUAGGAUUUCUGUAUCUGUGGUUAUCUGUUCUCCUGGAAUUGAAGAGAUGCAGUACAUUUUAUAGUAUUUUAAUUUCCUUUUUCCUUUCCAUUCUGCUCCACUGUGCAUUUCUGUAGCUAUGCUGUACAAGUUGAAAAUCACUUAAUGUAUGGAGUUACAGAAACCCACAUAAUGCAGUGUGGCUGUGGCUUAGCUAAAAUUGACAGAGAAUACAUCGCCUACUGAAGGUAAUGGUUUAAAUGCAAGCUGGGAAGUGCCUGUUACUCUUUCCUAGCUUGAUCUGGGGAGUGCAUUUGCCACUCUGAUGAUUGGCAAUUAAGCUUUCACCAGCCUUACUUUAAUUAAUUUCAGUACUUCAGAGCUGCAGUCAGCCAGCAGGAGACAAAAGCAGCAUCACCGGUGUUUGGCUGAACAGAGGUCUGCCUCUCUGCUUCGGUCACAAGCCCCCAGAAUAAUCACUGAUAAAAUUAUUUGUAGACUGCUUGGGCUGAAGACCCUGAAAUUAAGUAUACAGGGUGUCAAGUUCUUGCAUUUUGCUUCUUGCUUUCUUCAACAGUAUGUAGUAAAAUGUGUGCACAUAGCAGAAGUGUACUUACUUAAGGUUUUUGAGGCACAAAGUCAGACUUUUAUUAGAGCCACUGUGUGCUAAUGCAAAACAGAGAAAUAAGACAGCUGGCAGCUAUCAGAUAGAAGAAACAUUCCGUCCUCUUUCCUUCUGAAGUCCAUGUUACUGGCUUUUUUCCUGACAGAACUGGAAGGGAAGCUGCUGGAGAGGUUCUGUCAUCCAUUCCUAGAUGAGAAAGGAAAUCUUUCUUAUUCCAUCUGAGUCUCCUUUCCAUUUUCCUCACCUGUGGGCAGAGGAAACAAACUGGAGGCUGGCACAGCUUUGCCCAAGAUUAGACACAUCAGCCAUCAUUACAGGCUGGAGAAGAUCUUAGAAGUCUAAACCUACCAUUUUCAAAAAUCAGCCCUUUUAAUUCCCUUCAAAUGAUUGUUUGCCUACAGCAACUUCUGUCUGAAGAUGUAUAGUACCUGGGUAUCAGCUACUGUCUCUAUUCAGAGAUAGAUGUACUAAGAAUUGGAGUUCAAUUAGCUUUAGUUUAAAGACUGAGUCCAGAAUCAACUCAGUUUGAAAAAAUGUAAAAUAACUGCCACAGACAGAAAAAACGUGUGCUUUUCAGGAUCUGGCUUCUAACAUUCUCUAAUACACAGAAAUCAGUUUGUAGCAAUCUAGGAGAUGCAUUUCUAAUUCAAGCACAAAACUGCCUUCUCUGUGCUGCCACUGUUUUUGCUAUGAUGAACAGAUAAACAGCAAUACAGUCCUUAAUGCCCUUGUUCUUUGUUAUAUGGUCAAGUUUGAUAACUUACGCACUUUAAUUUCAUCAUUUCUGCUGUUAAAAUAAAGCUGUGUGAUACUUUUAGCUAUCAA